This is a messenger RNA of Mesorhabditis belari, 492 nucleotides long. The record is from the annotation of a GenBank genome assembly. NCBI's taxonomy places the organism in Eukaryota, Metazoa, Nematoda, Chromadorea, Rhabditida, Rhabditidae.
AUGGAGGCGACUUCUACACAUGUAUCCUGGCGUUACAAAUACAUCUUGGCGUUACAAAUGCACCGUUUGCCACCUCGGCAACCUCGACACUCAUCAUUUGAAGGAACACAUCGCCGUGAUUUAUUUGGCUUCCACAACAAUACCGCGGACAACAGCUUGAAGACACCGAAUUUGUGUGUUUUGUCGCUCAACAAGGAUAACUCGAAUAGCUUAUCGUUUGCUUCACUAAAUACCUCAGCACUAGAGCCUGGAGAAGUCGUCACGAUGAAGUCGAAAGAUCCGCAAGUGAUCUUUUUCGAGCAAUGUAAAUCAGGGUUUCUCGGAAUGUCAACGCCAUCAACAAGGCAGCGGUUUGGAUUUGAUGGCUAUCCAAUUGGAUUCGGCGGAAAUUAUCGUUAUCGAAAUUAUCGGCGGCCUCCUCCAAUGCAACCGUCAUCACUACCGCCACAAUGGAUGGCAGAUGCCAGCAGAAGACUUUUCUUUAGUCAAAUU